Molecule: messenger RNA, 276 nt
Organism: Knipowitschia caucasica
Lineage: Eukaryota; Metazoa; Chordata; Actinopteri; Gobiiformes; Gobiidae
Source: the annotation of a GenBank genome assembly
AUGAUGCUGGGAGACGGUUAUAUCACAGCGGCCCACGGAAUCGUCAAUGAAACCUCUGCUGAGACCUUUAAUAAGACCCCAGAUGAAACCCCUGAUGAGACCCCCGAUGAGACUCCUGAAUGUGAGACCCCUGAUGAGACCCCUGAUGGGACCCUUGAGACCCCUGAUGAGACCUCUGACGAGACCCCUGAUGAGACCUUUAAUGAGACCCCAGAUAAGACUCCUGAUGAGACCCCUGAUGAGACCCUGAUGAGACCCUCUGAUGAGACCCUCUGA